UCGCAGUGAACAACACUACGCGCUCUGAGUAGUGUCAUCAAUCAAGUGGAUAGAUCACAAAUCAAUAGCAGUAUCAAUAGCAAUAUAAAUAUCAAAAUGGCAUUCCGUUUCACGUCCUUAAUCGCGUUCGGUUGUUUGCUGCUGCUGUCAGCGUCGUCGGCUGUUCAGGGAGCUGCCAUCGAUAAUGCGGUCACGCCCCGCAUUCACAGCUCCGAUGAGCUUAUCUCAACCAUUGUGGAUAAGUGCUUCCAUGCCAAUGCCAUGCAUUGCCUCAAGGAGAAAGUUUUGACCUAUCUGGACACCGUUGCCAAUGUCGAGGAGGAGGUCAGCGGUCGUGCCUUCGAUGAUGAUGUCAUCGACAAGGUCAUCGUCGAUCGUCUCGCUCGUAUUCUGCGCACCAACGAGGUGCGCGUCCAGCUGCCUGAGACAUUCUUUGCCAGCUCCGUGAUGACCUAUCGCUCUGAUCGCGGUUUCGACUUGGAGCUGCCCAAAGAGGAAGGCCGUGCUGAGAAGAAGAACAAGGACAAACUCUUCCUGCCUCUGCUGCUGCUCAUGAAGCUCAAGCUGAAGGUUGUCAUGCCCAUUCUGCUCGCUCUCGUCAGUCUGAAGGCCACCAAGGCUCUGAUCUUGUCCAAGAUUGCCAUUAAGCUGGUGCUCGGCUUCCUCAUCUACAACCUCAUCCAGAAGUUGGGCGGCAUGAAGAUGAACAUGGUCCCGAUGCCAGCUCCCAUGCCAGCUGCUGAAUACGGUGUGCCCAGCACCACGGCCUCGUCGUACGAUCCCAGCAGCUGGGAGCCAAUGAGCGGUGGCCCAUAUGCCCGUUGGGACUCACAGAACUUGGCCUAUAGCUCAUACCACCCAAGCAGCUCAUCCUCUUACACCUCCUCGUCCCCCUCGUCGAGCAGCUCGUCCAGCUACAGCUCCUCGUCUUAAGCCGGGGCAACCUUCAAAAUGCCGUUGUUAACGUAUGUAAAUACCAAGGAACUGAGUGUCGCCAGUUGAGACUCGGAGUAAGCAGACCAAAAUGGAACCGGAACAUGCCUAGGCCAUAUAUUUAGUUGUUAAGUUUAAGCUGCGCGACUUUUAGCCAUUCUUCCUUCUCUUUCCACUCUGAGCUAUUCUCUAACGACUUUUCUGCCUUAGCCUUCAAUCUAUUCGCAUUUCUCCAGCUAACGCCUUAUUUUUCCUACAGAA
Drosophila nasuta is the source of this 1194-nucleotide messenger RNA. RefSeq names its product DUF1676 domain-containing protein Osi20 (gene Osi20). The record is from RefSeq and is a predicted model, not a curated record. The transcript has 2 exons. Gene Ontology annotation, cellular component: membrane. NCBI's taxonomy places the organism in Eukaryota, Metazoa, Arthropoda, Insecta, Diptera, Drosophilidae. Bases 97 to 933 code for a protein of 278 amino acids.